This is a messenger RNA of Cicer arietinum (chickpea), 1550 nucleotides long. RefSeq names its product putative quinone oxidoreductase. The record is from RefSeq and is a predicted model, not a curated record. Lineage: Eukaryota; Viridiplantae; Streptophyta; Magnoliopsida; Fabales; Fabaceae. Gene Ontology annotation, molecular function: zinc ion binding; oxidoreductase activity.
UCGUUGUAAUUGGUGCAUAAAAACACUGGAGUUGCAAAUUAUCCUAUGAACUCUGGGAUACAAAUAACUGUGGUUGGAAAUUGGUAGCUAAAGAGGAGUAGUUGAUCGAAACAAACAAGAAAUGGAAGCGCUAUUGUGCAGGAAAUUGGGAGACCCAACUGUGAGCGUCGAAGACGAUAACAGCUCAAUAAUCGUAUCAAAAAAUCACCCAAUCCCUCAAUUGGACUCUCCAACUUCGGUCAGAGUUAGGAUCAAAGCCACAAGCUUGAAUUUCGCUAAUUACUUGCAAAUUUUCGGUAAGUAUCAGGAAAAACCCCCUUUGCCAUUCAUUCCCGGAUCCGAUUUUUCAGGCAUCGUAGAUUCCGUUGGCGCCAAAGUUACCAACUUCCGUGUCGGAGAUCCUGUUUGUUCCUUCGCCGCUCUUGGCUCUUAUGCGCAAUAUAUUGUUGUUGAUCAAUCCCAAUUGUUUCGCGUGCCGGAAGGUUGUGAUUUGGUUGCUGCUGGAGCACUUGCUGUGGCAUUUGGCACUUCUCAUGUUGCACUUGUUCAUAGAGCACAAUUGAAAUCUGGUCAGGUAUUGUUGGUUUUGGGUGCGGCUGGAGGUGUGGGUCUUGCAGCUGUGCAAAUUGGAAAAGCAUGUGGGGCCAUUGUUAUUGCUGUUGCCAGGGGAGCUGAAAAGGUGCAGAUCUUGAAAUCACUCGAUGUUGAUCAUGUGGUGGACUUGGGUAAUGAAAAUGUCACUGAGAGUGUCAAAGAGUUCCUUAAGGGAAGAAGGCUUAAAGGGAUCGAUGUCCUGUAUGACCCAGUCGGUGGCAAGCUUAUGAAAGAAUCUUUGAAGCUUCUGAAAUGGGGAGCUAACAUUCUGAUAAUUGGGUUUGCAAGUGGAGAGAUUCCUGUCAUCCCUGCUAACAUAGCUCUUGUCAAGAAUUGGACAGUACAUGGCCUUUAUUGGGGUAGUUAUAAAAUACACCGCCCAGGUGUUCUUGAAGAUUCUCUCAAGGAGCUACUCUCUUGGUUGGCAAAAGGCUUGAUUUCCAUUCACAUUUCUCAUUCUUACAGCCUGUCAGAGGCCAACCUCGCCUUCUCUGCCAUCAGAGAUAGGAAAGCUAUAGGGAAGGUGAUGAUUGUAUUCGAUGAUAAAGUUACAAGAUCUAAGCUGUGAUCUUCCCAAAACUAUGCCGUAUAUAGUUGACGGAUUUCUUCUGGGUACACAAGGAUCGGAGGUUCAUAUUAGAGACCAAGGAGAUGCUAGUAUAAAACAAAACCAAAUAAGGGAGCAGUAAGAAAAAGUGCCAAAAUCUUGUAGAAUAUUACACCCCCCUUCCCAUGCUCCACAUUAUUACUUCCACUGAUCCUAAAUAUAAGAGAAAGUUUGGUCCACAAAAGUAAGUUGAUGUAUUUAGUCCGAAUUUUAAAUUAAAUACAUAAAUGUUUGUUGACCUAAUUUUAUCUUAUGUUUAGGACUGAAACAAGUAUUUGUUAAAAUUGUUUAUUUUUCUCUUUCAAAUUGUACUUUUUACAUGAUCAAAUUGUACUUUCAAAUUCUCCCA